GUGCGUUGCAGAGCCCGCCCCGCUGCACGGCCGGGGAGCCCUUCGGUGUGCUCGAUUUGUGUUUCUUUGGACUAACAAAAGUGUAUUUUCCUCGGAAUUUCUGCCACCAAAUCGCCCCAUUUCCCUCGUGAGGAAGGAGAAGAGCAGACUAGCACACAAGGCCGGCACUGAACAGCCAGGAGCACGGAUCAGCCUAUGUCCAGCUGUAUGGAGGUGAUCCUAUCUUGCACACAGACCACCCGUCCUGAAGUCACUGGGACUGAGGCAAAACCAAAUGCCAAUGUCAGAAGCACAAAUGGUUGUGAGAGUUCACAAAGAUCUUCCUGAACCCUUCAUCUGGAAAGGAUCUCCUUUGUCUCUGUGUGGAUAAUGAUGCUUGUAUUCAGCUACAAUGAGCACAGGGAAACCCUCCAUAUCGGAAUAAUGCUAAUCUUAUAGUCCAAGUGGGCCCUGAGCUACAAAAGAGGACAAAUGCAAGGAUAGCCAGCAGAAAUGAGGUAUGGAUUUAACAGUCAUGAUGACUUAUUUUCAGAGCUAUGAGUUCAUACCAAAAUAACAAAGAAAUGUGUCACUGGCAAGGUACACCGGUGAAAACAUAUUAAAUGAAAGAAAGAGUAUCUAUCCACUCAGAGUGAUGGCAGGCCUUUGAAAACGUGGAGGUACUCAUGCACAUAACUGACAGCCAUUUUUGUUGUACAUUCGACACACAUGACUAAUUUUCAUCCUGUUAAUGACUGUGACAUAAAUAGAAAUAUAAUGUUUUUUUUUUUAUGUGACCCGGUUGUUUGGAAGUUAAUAUAAAGCAGCAUUCUAGACACUGGAUAGAAAAUAAAGGGCAUUGUCCAAUUCUAUGUGGGAAAAUCCCUUUGCAGACUUAGUAGUGCUGAUGUAGUCUGACAGGCACAGCAAGCUUCUAGGAAAACAUGCACGCUUCUUUCUGGUCUGAAGUGAAGGCAUAACAUGAUUUUCCUGAUGCUUCAUAGCAUAAGUCAGAUACUAGCCAAAGGCCAUAGAGGUGACCAGUCAGUUCUAACAUUUAGAAGCAGGUUCUCAGUACCGCAAUUGAGAGCUUGUGAUGUGACCUCAGAUCUAUUGAGACAUAGUCAGUAUGACACUAACAACAGUCCGCAGGAGCCGGAGGGUGCAGACUCUCUGACAGGGACACGCUUUGCCCCUUGAAAAUCGAAGGUCUCUGCGGAACUGAAUUUCAGAAAGGAGUCUAAUAAAACACACACAAAACUUUGCUUUCUAAGGCUCCACAUACCUGAAAGAGCUUAGGGGCAUAUACACCAAGAAGGGUCAGGAUAGCCCUUUCAAAGUGAUUUCUACUGUUUGCUGCAGUUGGGAGUUAUUCUGAAAUUCAGUCUACAGCUGACAUGCUCACAUUUCACAUCUUCAACACUGGUUCUCACUGAAAAAAUAUAAAGAGGCCAAUGUGUUUGUAACAUAUAAAUCAGAAUUUCAUCUGCAUAUUAAAAUAUUUUUGCACUGAUUUUUCUGAAAAAACCCACAACUAAUAACAAAAACAAAAAUAAAACCAACUCAAAAUAGCUCAAAACCACACCGUGACUGGUAGGCUGAUAAUUUAUGAAUGUAAGAGGAUAACAAGAAAAUUGUGAGAAAAAUUCAAAUGUAGAUAAUUCUGUUGCCUGUUCUUUAAGGUUAAAAUAAACUGUAAGAAGUGCUUUUAGAAUUUUUGUGAACACUAAUACCAAUAAAUACUAGUAUUUGCUCUAGUUUCCCUAUUGUUUCAUAAAUUAUUAACAAUUUUUCAUUAUCUCCUAGGCAAUAAUAUUAUGGAAUUAUCUUUUGAAGUGUUCUGUGACAUAUAUGGGCCUAAAACACAUGUCUAAAAAAGGCAAACAGGAGAAAGAAAAAUAAACAGGAGAUACUGUUCCUGAAGAUCAUAUUCACUAUAAACUCCAUUUCAUGUAGUUUAUAAAGUACUGUCUUGUUUACUCCCUGUGUACAGUACACAGCAUGAAAAGAACUCGAGAUGGAGCGUUAAAAGACUUAAGUGUUAUGCACAGAGGAAAAAAAACCAAACCCACAGGUUCUGUACCCAUUCUUAGAAAUAAUUAGUACUCACAAGGGUUUUAGGUAAUAGAUACACAAAUAUUGAUAUAUGAAAGAUAAAGAUAUUGUGCUGCACCUACAGCAACACAGUAACGUUCAAAAUAUUCUCAAUGAUACUGAACAAGAGCAACAACAAUUGAAAAUCCAACAUGUGAUGCUAACGUAUAUGCACCUCGUCACAAAAGCAAUGAGAAAAUGUUAGAACAAAAUUAAGCCAUGUCGAGAGAAUGGCAGGAGAGAGUUAAACUGGUAAAGUUAAUGAAAAUAGCUCCCAAUCCAUUUCCGGGCCACUUUCCCUGGCCAGUUCUCCAUCAAUCCGCGCGAAACGUCCCCUGCAGCCUCAAUCUCGCCGAUACCGAAGGCAUUUCAAGGGACCCCGUGCCCCAGAGACAAUCGGCAGCAGGGGAGCGCUCCGCCUCUCGAAAAUCGAAGGUCUCUGCCCCGCCGCAGUGCCCGGAAGAUUAAGAUGCCGGAUAUCGGCCCCUCAAGGACACCAGGACUGACUGAAGGCGGGCGAGGCAGAGGCGAAGGCGGGACAGAAGCGGCAAAGGCGGGACAGGAGCGGCGAAGGCGGGGACUGAAGGCACCACCCUCCGAGGAGACGAAGCAGCAGGCCCCGCCCGCAAACCAUCGCCGGCGCCUGCUUCCAAUCAGGUCCGACCUCAACACACAAAUACCGCGGCGCGGGCGGUGCACAGUCAUAGCUCGGGGCCGGUAAGAGCGGGAGCGAGAUGUCUGGAAGAGGCAAAGGCGGGAAAGGGCUCGGAAAGGGGGGCGCUAAGCGCCACCGUAAGGUGCUGCGUGACAAUAUCCAGGGCAUCACCAAGCCGGCCAUCCGCCGCUUGGCUCGCCGCGGUGGCGUCAAGCGUAUCUCGGGGCUCAUCUACGAGGAGACGCGCGGAGUGCUUAAAGUCUUUCUGGAGAAUGUGAUCCGUGACGCUGUCACCUACACCGAGCACGCCAAGAGGAAGACGGUUACUGCCAUGGACGUGGUGUAUGCCCUCAAGCGCCAGGGUCGAACCCUCUACGGCUUCGGCGGUUAA
Cuculus canorus (common cuckoo) is the source of this 3119-nucleotide messenger RNA. Its product is annotated as histone H4. Bases 2808 to 3119 code for a protein of 103 amino acids. NCBI's taxonomy places the organism in Eukaryota, Metazoa, Chordata, Aves, Cuculiformes, Cuculidae. Gene Ontology annotation, molecular function: structural constituent of chromatin; DNA binding; protein heterodimerization activity. Gene Ontology annotation, biological process: nucleosome assembly. Gene Ontology annotation, cellular component: nucleosome. The transcript is spliced from 3 exons. The record is from RefSeq and is a predicted model, not a curated record.